This is a messenger RNA of Microtus ochrogaster (prairie vole), 1880 nucleotides long. Its product is annotated as zinc finger X-linked protein ZXDB-like. Bases 1 to 879 code for a protein of 292 amino acids. Lineage: Eukaryota; Metazoa; Chordata; Mammalia; Rodentia; Cricetidae. The transcript is spliced from 3 exons. The record is from RefSeq and is a predicted model, not a curated record.
AUGAGAGGUUACUUACCAAACUCAGUCCUUGCAGCUUGCCCAAGGAACACGGCCGCGCUCGCCCCCGGGGGACCCCGGAACAGCUCCGACCACCGCCACCCACUCGGAUCUGCUCGCCCAGGCAUUGGGGCCGAGGGGUCGGGGGGUCCCACGGCUGGGGUGUCCGGCCCAGCCCGCCACGCCUGGGGCGGUCCUGGCAGCCUCUCUCGCCGCGGGCUGAAGAAGAAGCUGGGGACAGCUGAGGUAGCCCGGGAAACUCGAAGGGCCGAGAGGGCGGCGGCGGCAAGCCCGGCUCCUCCUCCGCGGCCCGGCCUCCUCGGCAGACACGCCGCCCCCUCAGCCCGGCAGCCCGCCACUCGGCGCCGCCGAGCCGCCCUUGUCCGGAGCCGCCGCGGCGCGCCAGCAGGAAGUCCCGCCCCCGUUCUACGUCAUCGACGCCGCGCGCCGCCCCGGGCCGGAGCCGUUGGUGGAGGGAUCCUGGCUGCAGCAACGGUUGCGCCAGCUGCGGCUAUGGCUGCUGCGGUGGCCGAAAUGAGGACGCCGCUUUGGGACGUCCCCUGUGGGCUGCAUCGAAAGCCCGCGAGCCCGAGGAUCGGCAGGUCGCGCCCCGGACACUCGUGUCGUGAGCAGGCCUCACCUCAAAGCCCGAUGCCCGGUGGGUUGAGGGGACGCUCUUGCCCUCCUCCCGCCCUUGUCACACCUCUUUUUUCUGAGGACCGGGACGGUCUCGGCGCCACCUCUGUCCCUGCAGGCCGCCUGUCGUCGUGCCUGCUGGGCGGAUUUUCGGGCUCUGGCACUCAUCCCGCAAGUGCGGAGUCGCCCUCAGCUAGUCACCGGGGAAGUCAGGUCAGGACCUCCUGCCCCAGUGUCAUCCUGUAGGCUCGCCUCCUCAUAGGGAGUGACAGUGAGCUCCUGGUCUUCAGGCUGUUAACUGAAGUUGACACUUGGUGCCACCUUUGACAAUAUUUGUUACCUAAAGUCUGAAAUGAACUAGGCUUCCAGAGCCGUGGGAGAAACAGGCGUCCUGUGUCAAUAGCGUAGUUCCGUUUGUAUCUCUGACCUCCUAGUACAAGGGCAACAAAGCUAUGGCUUUUUGAAAUGGGGGGAUGGGGUGCAUCAGAAGCAUAGUUUUGUGUAAUUAGAUCCGUGGGAGACACAUUCACCACCAAAAUAGAGAAACCGGAAAUCCUGAAUGUGACAUUGACAGUAAUAAUUUGCCGAACCAGUGCUGCAGCAUCUUUAUAGAUUACCUUAACCCGGGGUUGUGUGGAUUCAAUUAUGUUUUAUGGUUUUCCCAGAUCCUGAAAUAAACAGUAGCAACCAGUGAAACCAUCCGUUAGAAAUCUCAGAUGAUACUACCUAGUAUUGGUUAUUUCACAGCACCUCCAUUUUCAAAGAGCGUCUUCCUGGACUGAACGUGGAAAACACUGUGACUCAAAACAUUAUACUCACAAAGAGUUCAAAGGGAUGUUGGAUACAGAAUAAGAAAUUUUGGGAGAUGAAAACUCAGUUCCAGCCUGGAAAACAAGCUGAGGGAGCUGCCUGCCCCAAUGUUCACAUUUCUGAUCGACUUACAAGAUUCUCCUUCUUUUGACCUCAGGAGUCACUUGGAAACUUGUGGGGGAAAUUUCAGCACAUCUUUUAAGUUUUGUUUAUGGUAAGCAGGGGAGAUACAUCAGAACUUAGAGAAGUGUCUCAGCCUCCAGACUUGGUAGCCUUGCCAUCAACCCACCCUUGGGUUUUCCUAUCCAGACUUUGGGGUCACAUUUCAUUGUCAGUGUGAUUCAAGUUCACGGUUUACCAUCACAGCUAGCUAUCGUUUUAGUGGCUAGUCUUAAACUCUUUGCUGAGGUAGGUGUGUGUGUGUGUGUGUGUGUGGU